AUGUUUACUAAGGUCUUCAAGACAAUCCUGGCUCUCGCAUGCGCCACAGUGGCAGCAGCGGUCGUCCUGCCUGUCAAAACGGAGCACGAAUGUCUCUUCGCGGCUGAUCUUCUCAACGGCGGCAACAUCUUACUCACUCUGUAUAUCGAGUACGAAUCGGAUCCUGUCUAUGGGGACAGCUACUUCGAUCAGAUGAAGUAUGACGGCCAGACUUUCAAUUGCGCCAUCAUUGGGGAGACAGACUCGACGUCCUCGUCUUGCACAGUCGAGUCUGAUGCCUACUCGCUGCCAUUCACCCUCAAAACGAGUGCUGAAGACGAUAUCUCUUACAAUCUCAGAGAUGCCAAAUGGAAGGGCGUUGGCAUCAAGUCGUACCAGAUGGUCUGCGAUGGCCAGCUCAUGCCCAUCAAACAAGAGAGCAUGAUGUUCAGCAAAGCCAUCAAGAUCGCUGUUGCCAUCGCCUGCGCGACAGCGGCAACAGCGGUUGUCUUACCCGUCAAGGCAGAACACGAAUGUCUUUUUGCAGCCGAUCUACUCACCGGAGGCAACAUCCUGCUCACCCUCUAUCUCGAAUAUGAUGCCGAUGACAGCUCCAAUUACGCUUACAGUCAGAUCAAGUACAACAAAGAUACCUAUGAGUGUGCCAAAUCCGACGGAAGUGUCAACACGGUCUCCCAGUGCUACCUCGGUACCGAUGAGCUUACAAUGCGUUUCAUUCUGACGAGCACUACAAAGAACGAGCUCUCGUACAAUCUUCAAGGUGCCACUUGGAAGGGCGUCGGAUUCAAGUCCUACGCGAUGGUCUGCGAUGGCCUGCUUAUUCCAAUCGCCUGA
This is a messenger RNA of Mixia osmundae IAM 14324, 834 nucleotides long. RefSeq lists its product as uncharacterized. The transcript has 6 exons. Lineage: Eukaryota; Fungi; Basidiomycota; Mixiomycetes; Mixiales; Mixiaceae. The coding region runs from base 1 to 834 and encodes 277 amino acids. The record is from RefSeq and is a predicted model, not a curated record.